GGACAACGGAUAAUGUUUGCCAUUUAUAGAAGACGUUACGCGGUAGUCAUAUCUAAUUGACAAAAGCAUCCUCUAGCUAUUAGGCUAAACGAAAUGGAAUGAGAGGUAUUCAAAAACUUCAGGUUGGAUACACUUAAUCUGGAGAAAAAUCGGAUUAAAGAUCUGGAAUUCUUGACUUUUACAAAAGCUCGGAGAUUACAUUUAUCCCACAAUCCCAUCAGAGAUUUGAAUUUCAAUCAAUACCCCAUUUUUGGUGAAGUCGAGGAAUUGUAUCUACGGAACAUUCAUAUGAGUCGCUUCAACUGGGAUAUUUCGUUAACAAUGUCCAAAGUUCAAUUACUUGAUAUAGGUAGCAACCAUCUCACCAGCAUUGGUCCGGGAACCUUUGACUACAUGACGAAUCUAAUGCACAUUGACAUGUCUCAUAAUGACAUUCAAACAGUUGACAAAUUAACUUGGCAAAAACACCUAGUAAUACACAUAGACUUUAGUCACAAUAAUAUAUCAAAUAUUGACUUUCUGGAAAACGUACACGUGGAAAGGUUGUACUUAAGAAGUAAUCCCAUAGGGAACAUUGACUUUAGUCGGUUUCCAAGUAUUCGCUACGCUCGCAUUCUCGACAUUAGUGAUACCGGCCUGACAACCAUAACUCGAGAAAAUCUCCUUCCGCUCAUAGACAUUCAACAUCUUAGUUUGGCAGACAACGACAUCUUUGUUUUAGAACCCAGUAUUUUCGACCAUAUGAUGAAACUAAAAGAAUUAGACAUUUCAAACAAUAAACUUACUAGCUUAGAUAAAACAAUGCUGCCAUCUUUAGAAAAGCUUGAUCAGUGCCAUUUUAAAGGAAAUCCAUUCCACUGUAAUUGUGAAUUACAGUGGUUGAAAAAAUCUUUUGACGACUCGUCGUCCGAAGGGAGGAAUGUUUCCGCAUCUUGCAGAACACCAUUUAGCACCGAAAUGUCGACUUUGAGUCUGUCAAGAAUGACAUGUCGUAAACCAGUUGUCACACGAUUCGCCGGGGACAAUGACAUAUAUGGCAGAGAGCCGUUUACGAUACUAUGCAUAGCAGAAGGUGACCCUCAGCCUACUAUACUUGUACGACAUCCUUCUGGGUCAACCUCACAGGAGAACCCACAGGCGCAAAACAAAUCGUCGUAUAUUUAUUCUAAUCAAAUUAUUUAUAAAAUUGACAGAGCGUCUCAGUCAGACUCGGGGAAUUACGAAUGUUUAGCGAAAAACAUCGAGGGCCCAUCAUCUAGAAAAUCGCUUACCAUCGACAUACAGCGUGGUAAACGUUUUGAACGUAAAGGAAUAGCUGUGGCAGCUGCGGGAACACUGGCAGGGGCAAUCGUUGGUACUUUUAUCGGUACAAUACUGCUCUGCAUUCUGAUUCUGUUUUUACUGUACAAAUUUGUUUACCCUCGACUUAAGAAGAAAUACCCACCUCGGAGAAUAGUAUCGUCACCAAGAGAUCCAGAUAAACGGACAAGCACACUUUCGUCAAAUUUCCACAAGCCAAUGUUACCAGUACCUCUUGACGAGGAGCCUGACACUACGUACAUUAAUGAGACAACAGGAUCGCAGAACAUACCUCCUGCUUUGCCCAAAGACCGUACGGGUGUGAAAAGGUGGAGUGAUGCGUCGUAUUCCAAGAUAGAGGUAAAAGAAACUGAUCCAAAAGAGGAACAAACAGAACCCAAUCCUAUAUACGAGGAUUUACCCGACGGUGCAGUAUACACAAGUCCUAAGAAAAUCAAGGGAUUGCAUUUCUGAGUUACAGUUAGUCUAACACCCCAGUCACAUUUCAUACGGCCGCCGUGCGGCCUAUCACUUCUGCGGCCAGUAGCUCUUUUACGCUCGCCGUAGAAUUUCUGCGCUCCCAUACUUUUGCAGUCACAUUUCCCACGGAAGCUGCACGGUGAAUUUUAAAUUUAUAAUACUUUUUUCAUUUUAUUUACAUCAGGACAAUUUAUAAAUGUUAUUCAUAGUGCUAUGAUG
Owenia fusiformis is the source of this 1998-nucleotide messenger RNA. The record is from the annotation of a GenBank genome assembly. Lineage: Eukaryota; Metazoa; Annelida; Polychaeta; Sabellida; Oweniidae.